Molecule: messenger RNA, 2339 nt
Organism: Ceutorhynchus assimilis (cabbage seed weevil)
Lineage: Eukaryota; Metazoa; Arthropoda; Insecta; Coleoptera; Curculionidae
Source: the annotation of a GenBank genome assembly
GGCAACUUCUUUUCAUAAUCAAACAUGUGAACAAAUUUUAAAAAAAAAAAUCAAUUAAAAUCAAUAAAAAUUGAGCACCUCAGUGCAUUUUCCUUGCUCGAAUUUCACCAAUAAUAAAUAAACUCUCCUACUUUUCAAGUUUUGGAAAAUUCAAAUCUAAAAAUAAAGCUCAACUUUUCCGAUCCUGGACAAAAUUUCCUCAGUUAGUAUAUAGUGUUCGAUAACGAUCCGUUUAACAUUUAUUUAAGCGAGUUUGGACUAAUAUUUAAAUAAAAAUAUGGGAAAUUGGAGCAGCAGUGAAGAAAAUGUCGAAACAAGUCCAAACAAAUCGAACGAUGAAUUCAAGUUCGAAUUGUACGAAAAACGACGAGAAAUUUUAGAUGCCAAAAAGAAACAGUUUGACGAUUUACGAGAAGAAGUUAAAAGACUCAAAGAUGAAAACACAAUUUUAAAAGCAGCAUCUAAAGGAACCUUAACAGACGAUUUCAAUGAAGUAAUUCAAGAAAACGCAAAUUUAAAAGGGGAAUUAAAAGACACAAUCGAGCAACUGAGCCCUCUACUAGAAACAAAUAGGGAAUUAAAAAUGAGCAUUGCAGAAAUGCAAGAGGAAUUGCAAAAUUUAAACUCAGUUGUUCUAGAUUUUGAACAGGAAAGAGACGAAUAUAAAACACAUGUGAUUGCCUUGAAGGAUGUUAUAACUGUUUCUAAGAGAAUGUUGUUAAUACGGGAGGCACAACUUAAAGAGUUGAGAGAAAAAGUGGAAAGUAUUGAAGAAACUUUGUCUGGAAAAGAAAUGAACAUACUUUCGCAAGAUUUAAGAUUAGAAUAUGAGCGCCAAUUGAAAAGUAUAAGAAAUUUGAGGGCCUUAUACGAAGAACGACAACGAACUGAUCAUAAGGAAAAAGAAGAUUUAAAAAAGGCUUUAGAAGAAACUAAAAAGGAAUUGGAAAAUGAAGCAACGAAAAACAAAGAAUGUGAAGAACGUAUUAAAGAACUUGAAGAACAAAAUUCCCAAAACUACGACAAAAUCAAGUCUCUAGAGUCCAAUUUGGGCCUUGCCAAAGCCGAAUCGAGACAACACCAAGCCGAACUCACUGUUAUUAAUCAACUAUUUUCGGAAAUUUUGCUCGGUUUUAAUAGUUCUCAGGACAUCAACUUGGACAUGCUCACUAAGCAUUUGGAAGAUAAUCAUGCUUUGUUGAGGAAUAUUGUCAGCGAUGAGUCGUCGGCUGCUCUGCCCAAGGUUUUGUUGGACUUGGUUCAUCAAGUUCACAAUGAAAAAGAGAGGAAAUUGAGUAGCGGAGAGGUUAAGGAUGGUGGGAAAAGGUUGGAGACUAUUAUUGAAGAGACUGAAUCGUCAUCGGAUCAAAUAAACAGUGUAGAAGAAAUCGUUGAACUAUUGCCAAAAGUUUGGAGGGUCCUUAUUGAACUAUUAAGCCACCACAAAGUACCAGAAAACGUUAUUACAGAGGAAGAUUCAACUGAUGAUCAUCCAUGUUAUAAAACAGUACAAACUCCAAAAGGUCCAAGCUUAGUUCUAAGCGUCAGCCAAACCUUUAUAAGACUUAAAGACUUGAUCCUCGAGAAAAAAUCCCUGGAAAAAGAAACCGGCCACCUAAAACAACUAAACACCCACCUGGAAACUCGCUUGCAAGACCAAGAAAAACGCCUGAGCACAGUUUCAAAUGAGCUCAACAAAACCUGGCACGUGGUUGGCAAACUGCAAAAAGAACACCAACUGUUGCACACCCAAGAGAAAAUCUUGCGCUACGAGCUGGCUCAAAAACGUAAACUCUUGGCCACUCUACGACAAGAGCUGGAAUGUUCCAGAGAAAAAUGGCAAGAGGCCCGAGAGAAGAAUUCCAAAACCGAACAGCAAUGGAAGCAGCUAAGAGUUGAGUUUGCUUCUAGAAGAAGCACUGUAACCAGUGAUGAUUUGGAGAGUGGUUACAGCGACGAAAGAUGUUCAUCAAGCAGUGAUGAUGAGGAACCUGAUAACACUACAAUAACCCAACUUAGUGCUUCAUUAGUGGAUUCAAUAAUUGAAGAAGCAGUUUCGCAACUAAAUCAACCAAGUACGUCUGGGACUCAGAAAACCAAAACGUUGGAGGAGCAUUUGGCAGCAAAAGAGGAACGGUUGAAAAGGCUGGAAGGUCAAUGCGGUGAAUUGAUGCAGCAAGUUACAAAUACUACGCAAAAAAGCGUAAUGAUUUCGAAUAAGUUGGAUAAUCUUCACGAGGCUUAUGGUGGAGGAAAUCAAGCCAAAGAAUAAAGUUACAUAUCAAUAAUCUUUUAUAAUAAGGAUUUUAUACGGCAAAAUAAAUAAAUAUUUAUUUUUA